AGGAAAGGAGGAAAAGCAAGAGGAGGAGGAGGAGGAGGAGGGGGGGUGUAAAAACGAGCGAGGCAAGACGCCGAAGGAUGUAAGGGGGGAUGCGGGUGUUUUGCAGCGGUGGGAUCGCCUCUACAGCUCCAGCGCAGGGUGUGAAUUCAGCACCAGGGGAGAGGGGAGAGCUCCCCGACGCCGCAACGCGCAGCACGAGCUGAGCAGGAGAGAGAGAUAGAGAGAGAGAGAGAGGAGAGGAGAAGAGAGGAGAAAAAAAAGGCACGGAUUUGUUCCAUUUUUGUCUGCCAAGGUCAGUCUUAGACGAAGUGAACAAAAGAGAGAGAAAGAGAGGAGAAAGAUGUGCUGGACUGUGUCGCUCCCUCUUUUUGAUUUGUAUCCGAAACGCGCGGAGGCUGCGAGGAUUCGGUCGUGAAAGAGACGCUUAUGUGGUCAUUUUCAAACUGGAAGUCUGGACCCAAGUGCAGGUUAGAUGCAGCAUGGAUGUGCUCUAAAAGACUGCCUUUAUCCUCUCCCUUAAAUGUCUUUUUUGGCUUCUUCUUCUUCUCCCUCCUCUUCUUCUUCUUCUGUAUCGAUGUAGACUGAAUUCACAGCUCGUAUGUCUUGAAGCCGGGAAUGAAUUGUCCACGUUAAAAAAAUGCUGCUUUGGAUUGUUCUGCUGAAUGCGGCUCUUUGUGUUGCUAGUGGAAAUGUUACAAGGGACGUUUGUAAGGAGCAGAUAUGCUCUUGCAACGAGAUCGAGGGUGAUCUGCACAUAGACUGCGAAAAAAGGAGCUUCACCACCCUGCAGCAUUUGACUGGCCCGAGCUCGCAGUUUUACCACUUGCUGUUGCACGGGAAUUCUCUAUCCAGGCUAUUUCCCAACGAGUUCGCCAACUUUUACAAUGCUGUGAGCCUGCAUUUGGAAAACAAUGGCUUGCACGACAUUGUCCCCGGCGCGUUUCUGGGAUUGCAGCUGGUGAAAAGGCUGCACAUCAAUAACAAUAAGAUCAGAUCAUUCAGGAAGAGUACAUUUCUGGGGUUAGACGACUUGGAAUAUCUCCAAGCUGAUUUUAAUCUAUUGAGGGAUAUUGACCCCGCCGUUUUCAGGGACCUAAAUAAACUUGAAGUGUUAAUACUUAACGACAACCUCAUCAGUGCGCUACCUAUAAACGUGUUUCAACAUGUGCCCAUUACGCAUCUCGACCUGCGGGGGAACCGAAUCAAAACGUUGCCUUAUGAGGGGAUCCUUGAGCAGAUACCGGGCAUUGCGGAGGUUUUAUUGGAGGACAACCCGUGGGACUGUAACUGCGACCUGGUUUCUCUUAAGGAAUGGCUGGAGAACAUACCGCAUAACGCACUUAUUGGGAGGGUGAUAUGCGAGGCACCCACCCGGCUGCAAGGGGGCGACUUAAACGAGACGUCAGAAGCGGAUCUGUGUCCUUCAGAGAACCCCGGAGUGGACACCAGCCUGGUCGCCCCUCCCACACAGGAGGAGAUCUCAGAAUCCCGUGGCCCCCAUCCCACGCCUUACAAGCCCAACGGAGACGCCAGCGGGCCCCCGACGCCUGGCGGACACCACGGUGCCAAGAGUCGCUCCAAAUCUCGUGAGAACUGGCAGCUGAAAACGAGGCCAACUCCCGUGCUGACAGGUGUGAACGGGGACAGGGAGCAGCAGCAGCUGCACAACGUGACGUGCCCUCAGCCGUGCAACUGCAAGCUGGUCGGUUCCAGACAGGGGCUUGGGGUCAACUGCGAGGGCAAAAAGAUCGAGAGCCUGUCCAGCCUCAAACCCAAACCCCUCAGUGCGCACGAGUUGAACAUGAGAGAUAACAACAUCCAUGCAGUGAAAAAGAACCAGCUGCUCGGCUACUCCAGCCUCAACCUGCUAGAUCUGGGAGGGAACAACAUCAAGGUGAUUGACAACAGCACUUUCCAGAACCAGAGCGAGCUCAGGUGGCUGUAUAUGGAUAAGAACUAUCUGGAUACUCUGAUAGCAGAGAUGUUCGUGGGCCUCGUGAAUCUGGAAUAUCUCAGUUUGGAAUACAACGACAUCCAGCUGAUAGCGGCAGGUGCGUUCAGCCCCAUGCCCAACCUGAGGGUUCUGUUCCUCAACAACAACCUGCUGAAAUCUUUACCUGUGGAUGCUUUCCUUGGGAUUUCUUUGUCCAAAAUCAGCCUGCAUAAUAAUUACUUCCCCUAUCUCCCCGUGGCUGGCGUGUUAGACCAGCUCAACUCAAUCAUACAGAUCGAUUUGCACGGGAACCCGUGGGAUUGCUCGUGCAACAUCGUGCCCUUCAAGCAGUGGACGGAGAAGUUGGGGGCCGACGUGAUCGUGAGCGACCUCAAGUGCGAGUCCCCCGAAGAGUUCUGGAAACGCGAUUUCCGCUACGUCCGGAACGACCUCAUGUGCCGCAAACUCUACGACAAAGUCCCCCCAACCCCGCUGUCCAAAAACAGCACUUUCACCCAGGACUCGGGGACGCGCCCGAACUCUUAUUUGGAGCCGAACAGGGUCUCCAUCUCGGUGCUCGUCCCCGGGUUGCUGUUGGUGUUUGUCACGUCCGCUUUCACUGUCGUAGGGAUGCUUGUGUUUAUUUUGAGGAAUCGAAAGAGGUCAAAGAGGAGGGACGGGAACUCUUCGGCCUCGGAGAUCAAUUCCUUACAGACAGUGUGUGACUCGUCUUAUUGGCACAGCGGGCCUUAUAACGCAGACGGGGGCGCGCACCGGGGAUUCGACUGCAGCACGCACCUCUCCACGACAAAUGACGCGUAAAAAAAAAAGGGGGACUCUUUGCUGUAAGUCUAGAAUAAAACCCUCUACACACCAGACUGGAUUACAAACAGUCACACAGGACAGACUGACGCACAGAAAUGACUCAGAAAAAAA
This is a messenger RNA of Larimichthys crocea (large yellow croaker), 2869 nucleotides long. RefSeq names its product SLIT and NTRK like family member 1 (gene slitrk1). The record is from RefSeq and is a predicted model, not a curated record. NCBI's taxonomy places the organism in Eukaryota, Metazoa, Chordata, Actinopteri, Sciaenidae. Gene Ontology annotation, molecular function: protein binding. The transcript has a single exon. Gene Ontology annotation, cellular component: postsynaptic density membrane; GABA-ergic synapse; glutamatergic synapse. Gene Ontology annotation, biological process: axonogenesis; positive regulation of synapse assembly. The coding region runs from base 638 to 2755 and encodes 705 amino acids.